CUAAAACGAACAAGCCCUUUAUCAAAAACUUCGAGAGAAAUGGCAGCCGCCAGGGUUGAGAAAUGAUGUUUCGUGACAGUUUCAAAUAUUACAAAAGUCGAAAUCCCGCACCCGAUCUCAGUAAUGUAAUCGAUCUUGAAAAUCUUGAUUGCAUCAGAGUUAGAAAUAUUAAGGCACACAUCACUGGUGAAGAAAUUGAGGAUAAUUUUGGGCUGAAAUCAGUAGAAAAAUGGAAGAUUUACGAAUUACUAGAUAUUCCUGGUCUCAUCUUUAUACAAAAUCCAUUUACACCAAAUGGCCAACGAUACUGGAUUACAAGAUGUCUAAAAGAUUACUCUAAGGAACCUUACAAAUUAAAUAUAGAUGCCCAUAAUAUUUUAAAUAAUGAAACAUGGUGGGACAUAUGUUUUCAGACUUCUGAAAGGGCUAAAACUCUUCUGCCAAAGUUACGAUGGGCGACAUUGGGAUAUCAUCACAAUUGGGAUACCAAAUUGUACUCUGAAAAUUCAAAAAGCGACAUGCCGACAGAAUUAUUCGGUCUAACGUCUAUUUUGGCAAAGGCAUUAGGUUUUUCGAACUUUAAAGCCGAAGCUGCGAUUGUGAACUACUAUCGAAUGAACUCAACUUUAGCAGGACAUACGGAUCAUUCGGAGAUGAAUGUCACUGCACCGCUUUUUUCGAUAAGUUUCGGACAGACGGCGAUCUUCCUAAUCGGUGGACCGAGACAGGAAGAUCCGACUAAUGCAAUGUUUUUGCGGAGUGGAGAUGUAGUAAUAAUGUCAAACAGCUCUCGUUUAAGGUAUCACGGAGUACCGAAAAUUUUACCGGCAUCCAAAACACCCUGGGACGAUAAUCGCGAAGAAAGUAAGAAAAAUUCAAUGUACAAUUGCGACGAUUGGUGCAAAGCACGAACUUACAUUGCAGAGGCUAGGAUUAAUAUGAAUGUGCGACAGGUUCUAAAACCUGGACAGAUUGUAUUAUAUUGAACCACGUUAUAUUUUUGUAAAAAAAGUAUUAAAGAUAUUUAUUUUACCAAAAUA
Molecule: messenger RNA, 1040 nt
Organism: Linepithema humile (Argentine ant)
Lineage: Eukaryota; Metazoa; Arthropoda; Insecta; Hymenoptera; Formicidae
Source: RefSeq, a predicted model, not a curated record